This is a messenger RNA of Chaetomium globosum CBS 148.51, 360 nucleotides long. RefSeq lists its product as uncharacterized. The transcript has a single exon. The record is from RefSeq and is a predicted model, not a curated record. The coding region runs from base 1 to 360 and encodes 119 amino acids. NCBI's taxonomy places the organism in Eukaryota, Fungi, Ascomycota, Sordariomycetes, Sordariales, Chaetomiaceae.
AUGUACCAGAUCGGAUGUACUGGAGCCGAGGACAAACGACCGAUUCAACGAUUCAACAUCAUCUUUGUCGAUAGAAGAGUGGGCAUGAAUGAUUCGCAUGAUUCACAGUUGGCGACAGCAAAAGCCGCAGAAAGAACUAGGGGUCAGAACUCCACGUUGGGAUACGUCGUCCAAGCUGUUUUGGGAUUGCGGGUAGGGUGGAGGAAGAAGCUCUCCGGCUCUCUCUCAUGCAUGUUGGAGGGUUUCAGAUUGACCGAAAUUCCUGGGCCUAGCACCAAUCCUGAUCUGGUAAGCUCCAACGUUGAGCGUAGGGCAUCCGCGAUGCAGGGCCGAACCUGCCGUGCCGCACGGGCCAUGUAA